Trifolium pratense (red clover) is the source of this 3320-nucleotide messenger RNA. Its product is annotated as alpha,alpha-trehalose-phosphate synthase [UDP-forming] 1-like. Gene Ontology annotation, molecular function: alpha,alpha-trehalose-phosphate synthase (UDP-forming) activity. The transcript has 19 exons. Bases 338 to 3106 code for a protein of 922 amino acids. Gene Ontology annotation, cellular component: cytosol. Gene Ontology annotation, biological process: trehalose biosynthetic process. Lineage: Eukaryota; Viridiplantae; Streptophyta; Magnoliopsida; Fabales; Fabaceae. The record is from RefSeq and is a predicted model, not a curated record.
UUGUUGGUGCAUACCGUGUGUAUAUUGAGUCAAAAAUAAUGUAAAAGUUUUUUUGACAAAAAAAAAAAUAAUAAAAGUUUAUAACUUUUGAAAAGGAAAAAAAGAUGGAACAAAUUCCCUUCAAGUAAUUGGGCACAACAGAAAAGAAUCUGUUCGUGACGAUAUAUAGAAUGUCUCCAAGUGCUACUUUCUUUCAUUCUUUGUUAUCUUUUUGUUGAUGCUUUCCUUUGCCUCACUAACACACAAGUAAGUUUCUAGGCCAAAGAAGCACCAUCACCUUUGUAUAUUCCUGGAGGAGAGGGAGUUAUAAUAACUAGAACUAGAAGGAGUGGUAUAUAUGCCAGGGAAUAAAUACAACGGUGAUUCAAAUCAUAUACCAGGUCGUGUAGAGAGGUUAUUAAGAGAAAGAGAGUUAAGGAAAAGUGGAAAUAGAGGAAUUCAAUCCAACAAUGAACAGUUGUUGGGUGAUGAAUAUUUGGAGCAGGAGGAUCACAAUGUUGAGAAGAUACCCGUAAAAGAGGGAAAUAGAGUUGAGAGGCAAGAAAAUGAUGAUCAUGGGAAAUAUAGACAGAGACUUUUGGUUGUGGCAAACAGGUUGCCCGUGUCGGCAAUAAGGAAAGGUGAAGAUUCUUGGUCUUUGGAGAUCAGUGCAGGUGGCUUAGUUAGUGCUCUCUUAGGUGUGAAGGAGUUUGAGGCAAGGUGGAUAGGUUGGGCCGGAGUGAAUGUUCCAGACGUGGUUGGACAGAAGACACUCACUAAAGCAUUAGCCGAAAAGAGGUGUAUCCCUGUAUUUCUGGAUGAAGAGAUUGUUCAUCAAUAUUACAAUGGUUAUUGCAACAACAUUUUAUGGCCCCUUUUCCAUUACCUUGGACUUCCACAAGAAGACCGUCUUGCAACAACUCGCAGUUUCCAAUCUCAAUUUUUGGCCUAUGAGAAAGCGAAUCAAAUGUUUGCUGAUGUUGUGAACCAACACUAUGAAGAGGGUGAUGUUGUUUGGUGCCAUGAUUACCAUCUUAUGUUCCUCCCAAAAUGCUUAAAGAAAUAUAAUAGUAAAAUGAAAGUUGGGUGGUUUCUUCACACCCCUUUUCCUUCUUCUGAAAUUCAUAGGACGCUGCCUUCUCGUUCUGAGCUCCUGCAUUCUGUUCUUGCAGCUGAUUUAGUUGGUUUUCACACGUAUGAUUAUGCAAGACAUUUUGUUAGUGCUUGUACUCGCAUCCUUGGACUUGAGGGUACACCUUAUGGGGUUGAGUAUCAAGGGAAGCUAACUCGAGUUGCCGCAUUUCCAAUAGGGAUUGACUCGGAACGAUUUAUACGUGCACUAGACCUUACUCAGGUGCAGGAGAAUAUGAAAGAAUUGCAAGAAAGAUUCAAAGGCAGAAAGGUAAUGUUAGGCGUUGAUCGGCUUGAUAUGAUUAAAGGAAUUCCUCAAAAAAUUCUAGCAUUUGAAAAGUUUUUGGAAGAAAAUGCUUAUUGGCGCGAUAAAGUAGUUUUGCUUCAAAUCGCUGUCCCAACAAGAACAGAUGUUCCUGAAUAUCAAAAGCUUACAAGUCAGGUUCAUGAAAUUGUCGGUCGCAUCAAUGGACGAUUUGGAUCAUUGACUACUGUUCCUAUACAUCACCUGGAUCGCUCUCUUGACUUUCAUGAACUAUGUGCUUUGUAUGCAGUUACUGAUGUAGCGCUAGUCACAUCUUUAAGGGAUGGAAUGAAUCUUGUCAGCUAUGAAUUUGUGGCCUGCCAGGAGAAAAAGAAAGGGGUUCUCAUUCUUAGUGAAUUUGCUGGUGCAGCCCAGUCUCUUGGUGCUGGGGCAAUUCUCGUCAAUCCGUGGAAUGUUACAGAUGUUGCUACUGCAAUUGGAAGAGCUCUGAAUAUGCUACCUGCAGAAAGAGAAAAGAGACAUAAGCAUAAUUUUCUUCAUGUGAAAUCCCACACUGCACAAGAAUGGGCAGGAACGUUUGUAAGUGAACUAAAUGAUACUGUUAUUGAGGCACAACUAAGGACAAGACAAGUUCCGCCUAGGCUUCCAACUGACAUUGCAAUCAGACGUUAUCUACACUCAACUAAUAGAUUGCUCAUUUUGGGAUUCAAUGGAACUUUAACUGAACCAGUUGAGAAAACUGGAGAUCAGAUUAAAGAAAUGGAACUUAAGGUGCAUCCUGAAUUGAGACAACCCUUGACAGCACUUUGCAGUGAUCCAAAUACCACAGUAGUUGUUCUCAGUGGAAGUGGUAGAAAAGUCCUAGAUGAUAACUUCAAAGAAUACGACAUGUGGUUGGCAGCAGAGAAUGGGAUGUUUUUACAACCUUCAAAGGGUGAAUGGAUGACAACAAUGCCAGAGCAUCUGAAUAUGGAAUGGGUCGACAGCGUGAAGCAUGUUUUUGAGUACUUCACAGAAAGAACACCGCGGUCACAUUUUGAUUUCGAGGAGAGGGAAACUUCACUUGUUUGGAAUUACAAAUAUGCAGAUGUUGAGUUUGGUAAACUUCAAGCAAGAGACAUGCUGCAACAUCUAUGGACAGGUCCGAUUUCUAAUUCGUCGGUUGAAGUUGUUCAAGGGAGCCGAUCUGUUGAAGUUAGAGCUGUUGGUGUUACAAAGGGAGCCGCUAUUGACCGCAUCCUUGGUGAGAUAGUUCAUAGCAAAUCCAUGACAUCACCAAUUGAUUAUGUUCUUUGUAUAGGACAUUUUCUGGGGAAGGAUGAAGAUCUUUAUACCUUUUUUGAGCCAGAUCUUCCAUCUAUUGGUGUGAGUCUUCCGCGAAGUAAGUCAACAACAGAAGCAGUAAAGUUUCCUGCUGAGAAGAAACAAGCUUUAAAGAUCCCAGCUAGUAGUAAAAAUGGACCAAAAUCAUUAUCUCAAAAUAAGGUACAAAAACCAGUCUCAAAUUCUGAUCAGAAGAAAACAAAUAAUCAAAUUUGCAGUUCACCACGACGCCCUGCUCAAGAAAAUACAUCAUGGAAUGUCCUUGACCUCAAGAAAGAGAAUUACUUCUCAUGUGCUGUAGGGAGAAACCGAACGAAUGCUCGGUAUACUCUUGCCUCACCGGAUCAUGUUGUAGAGUUUCUGAUGGAACUAGCGGAUGCAUUACCACACUCUUUACUAUAUAGUUAAAUAUAUUUUUAGUCUCUGUAAACAUUGAUACAAGUUGAUUUUUAUCCGUACAAAAUAAUUAUUCGUUUUCAAUCCCUAAACAUUUAUAAAUUGUGUGGUUUUAGUCUUUCAUAAGAGACUCGUGAAUGAUGAGGGAUUAAAAAUACAAUAUUUUUAAAUGUAGGGAUUAAAAACAAAUAAAAAUUGAAUACAAACCAAAAUCAAAUUUAUUCAA